GUAAUUAGGACUCCCUCGCAGAUUCCAAACGUGCCUGCAGUUUCAUCAUCUCCUCUCCUUGGUUAAAAAUAAAAAUAAAAAAUUGUAACAGUAGAGCAUCUUUCAGCACUCAGCAGAUAUCCCUUCUUCUCCUCUUGUUCAUUUCUCUUUCCUUCCACCUUUUGUUUUCUUCCAAUAAUUAAUAAUUACAAUGUGGCUUGUAGGCAUUAUUGUCUUCUGAGUAAAUGGCGUAACGGAUUAAUGUUCCUUCCAUUUCUGCAUCCGAAUAAUGCAGUAGACGUUCUUUUCUUCAUCUCUUUUUCACUUUUUGGGCAGAUUAUUGGUAUCUUUAUAUUUAUAUUGCACUCUCAGGGAGAUAGAGGGAAACCCAUGAAGGGAGCUGAGCCCAUGAGACCUAUGAAGAAGCUUUUGUGCGUUUUUGCCCUUACGCUUGCCUUUAGCAAAUGGGUGGCAGAUGGGUUUGAGGAUUUUCUUACGGAUUUUAAUGUGACGGAGGAUUCUUCUUAUUUGGAGUCCUAUGGAGUCUCUGCAGCAGUCGGUCCUUUGAUGGUGGGACUAACUCUUAUUCCCGGAGCUGCUGCAAAAGGGGCAGUCUGUUUGGAUGGAACGUUGCCCGCGUAUCAUCUGCAUCAUGGAUAUGGGUCAGGAGCGAAUAGUUGGCUCAUUCAAUUAGAGGGUGGAGGAUGGUGCAAUAACAUUAGAACUUGUGUUUACCGCAAAAAAACUCGGCGUGGAUCAUCAAAUUAUAUGGAGAAACAGAUACCUUUUACUGGAAUACUGAGCAAUAGGGCUGAAGAAAAUCCUGAUUUUUUUAAUUGGAAUCGAGUAAAAAUUCGUUAUUGUGAUGGUGCCUCUUUUGCUGGGGACAGUAGAGAUCAGGCGGCGCAAUUGGAAUUCAGAGGACAGCGGAUCUGGUUAGCUGCUAUGGAAGAUUUAAUGUCAAAGGGAAUGCGCCAUGCUAACCAGGCUCUUCUUUCUGGGUGCUCUGCUGGGGGUUUAGCAUCUAUAUUACACUGUGAUGAAUUUAGGGGCCUAUUUCCAAGAACUACUAGAGUGAAGUGCUUGGCUGAUGCUGGUCUUUUCCUUGAUGUGGCUGACGUGUCUGGUGGGUUCACACUUAAGAAUUUAUUCAGUGGCGUGGUUAGCUUGCAGGGUGUACAAAGGAACCUGCCACGUACUUGUACUAAUCACCUUGAUCCAACUUCGUGUUUCUUUCCUCAAAACUUAAUCUCCAGCAUUAAAACCCCACUAUUUCUUCUCAAUGCAGCCUAUGAUUCAUGGCAGAUUCAGGCCAGUUUGGCUCCAGCAUCAGCUGAUCCUCAUGGCUAUUGGCGUGAAUGCAAAUUGAAUAAUGCUCACUGUUCGUCAUCUCAGAUCCGAUUCCUGCAAAGAUUUAGGAAUCAAAUGAUGAAUGCAGUAAAAGGCUUCUCGAUGUCCCGACACAAUGGGUUAUUCAUAAAUUCAUGUUUUGCUCAUUGCCAGUCUGAGAGACAGGAUACAUGGUUUGCUGAUAAUUCUCCUGUCAUUAGAAACAAAGCAAUUGCUUUAGCUGUUGGAGACUGGUAUUUUGAUCGAGCACGCAUUGAUGCCAUUGACUGUCCAUACCCUUGUGACAAAACUUGCCACAACUUGGUUUUCAAUGAGCGAGGUCUUCAUUAGUCAACUUAAUAUUCACCAUCAUAUUCAUUGGACAAUUUAUAUUCAUUAUUUUCUGUUAAGGAAACUAUUUGAUUCAAUGAAAAUUGAUAGAAGAUAAUAAAAUGAGAGGCUGCUGAGAAUGGAAAUGCCAUCAGCAAGUCUUCUGCAUUUCUAGUGUA
Messenger RNA from Malania oleifera, 1817 nucleotides. Its product is annotated as pectin acetylesterase 12-like. Gene Ontology annotation, molecular function: pectin acetylesterase activity. Gene Ontology annotation, cellular component: plant-type cell wall. Gene Ontology annotation, biological process: cell wall organization. The record is from RefSeq and is a predicted model, not a curated record. The coding region runs from base 241 to 1659 and encodes 472 amino acids. The transcript is spliced from 12 exons. NCBI's taxonomy places the organism in Eukaryota, Viridiplantae, Streptophyta, Magnoliopsida, Santalales, Ximeniaceae.